Molecule: messenger RNA, 1734 nt
Organism: Vitis riparia (riverbank grape)
Lineage: Eukaryota; Viridiplantae; Streptophyta; Magnoliopsida; Vitales; Vitaceae
Exons: 6
Coding region: 1-1734 (577 amino acids)
Source: RefSeq, a predicted model, not a curated record
AUGCCACCAAGGAGACCUGCAUCUUCCCAAAAUAGUCAGGCUAAUGAUGAUAUACCUCCUCCACUUGAGGCUUUGCCCCCUAUGAGUACUGAAGGGCUUUAUAGAUAUUUAGGGACUUUGGCUGGCUUGGUUGAGCGUCAGGCUAGAGCUACUGGAAGUAAUGGUCAAAGACAAUCCUCAUCUACUAGGAGUAGCUCCUUUGAUGACUUUAAGAAGUUGGGUCCCCCUUACUUUUCUGGUACUUCAGAUCCAACAGAGGCAGAGGCUUGGAUUAUGAAGAUAGAGAAAUUCUUUGAUGUCAUUGAUUGUUCUGAGGAGCAAAAAGCCUCAUAUGCAGCAUUUAUGCUAGAUAAAGAGGCAGACCAUUGGUGGCGCAUGAUUAAGAGGCUUUUGGAGGAUCAGGGGCCUAUUGUUUGGAGUCAGUUUAGGGAGGCUUUUUAUAAGAAGUACUUUCCUGACAGUGUUCGACGACAAAAGGUGGGAGAGUUUGUCCAUUUGAAACAGGGGGAUUUGACUGUGGCCCAAUAUGAGGCUAAGUUUACUGAACUAUCACAGGUGGUAGACAGAGCCCUUAUUGCAGAGAAGGAUAAUGAAGAGCUUCACCAGUAUAGGGAACAACAAAGGAAGAGGAAUAGAAAUGAUGGUGCUCAUGGUAACCAAGCACAGAAAAGGUCUACUCCAAGUAGAAAUCAGAAUAAAGGAAAAGCAGCACAAAAUUUAGAUGGGAUUUGUCCUACUUGUGGCAAGAAGCAUGGAGAGAGUAGGAAGUUUGUAUUUGGGAAACCUAAAGAGGAGAAUAAAGAUGAUAGACAGAAACCCAGGGCUCAAGGGCGGGUAUUUGCUAUGACUCAUAGAGAUGCUCAAGCUACGUCUGAUGUAGUGACAGCUUCUUAUCAUGCUUCUGUUGAUUGUUUUGGGAAAAAAGUGACUUUUAGCAUUCCUGGUCAACCUGAUUUUAGUUUUGAGGGGAAGCAUGUGGACAAACCACUGCGUGUGAUAUCAGCCUUACGAGCUAGUUAUUUGCUUAGGAAAGGUUGUCAAGACUUUUUAGCUUAUGUUGUGAAUGAGAAAAAUGAUUUAAAGUUGGAAGACAUACCCAUUGUAAGGGACUAUCCUGAUGUCUUUCCAGAUGAUCUACCUGGCUUGCCACUAGAGAGGGAGGUGGAGUUCACCAUUGAUUUGGCACCAAGGACAGCUCCUAUCUCUAAGGCCCCUUAUAGGAUGGCACCUAUGGAGCUUAAGGAGUUGAAGAUUCAACUCCAAGAGUUGUUAGAUAAGGGCUUCAUUAGGCCUAGUGUUUCACCCUGGGGAGCUCCUGUUUUAUUUGUAAAGAAAAAGUAUGGAUCUAUGAGACUCUGCAUUGAUUAUAGAGAGUUGAAUAAGGUGACGGUGAGAAACAGGGAGGAGCAUGAGCGUCAUUUGAGUAUCAUAUUACAGACUCUCAGAGAUAAGCGAUUGUAUGCUAAACUCAAGAAGUGUGAGUUCUGGUUAGACAGAGUUUCUUUCCUUAGGCAUGUGGUGACCAAGGAUGGCAUCUCAGUUGAUCUUGGAAAGGUAGAUGUUGUGUCAAAUUGGAGGAAACCUACUACUGUGACUGAGAUUCGAAGUUUCUUGGGACUGGCUGGUUAUUAUAGGCGGUUUAUUGAGGGGUUCUCUAAGAUUACCCUACCUCUAACCAGUUUGACUCAGAAAGGGGUUAAGUUUGAGUGGUUCAGGAAGGUUUAUGGUGUAUAG